GACAGUAAUGAAAAUAAAUAGUUUGCGCAAAUAGUACUCGCGGAAAAAGCUCUUGUAAAUAAAUUCUAACGAUCGAAAGUGGUUUACAGGGGCGUGCGCCGCGUGUGCAUUCCGAUUUCGUGUGAUUUUGAUCUCGUGGCGACGUUCGGCUACUUACCGAAGGCGCGUGCAAGAUUCACCGUCAACCCGCCAGUGCGCUGCGAGUGCGAGACCCGCGAGACCGAAGCCAUCAUAUGGUAUGUUCGAUAGUGGAUAGGCCAAACCUCCACGGACUUCCAGCGCUGAAUUCACGCGUUGUGCUAACUAAUUGUGUGUUUCCCCGGUGCGCGCAGCGCGUUCGACGCUCGUGAUCUGCUUUCCUCAGCGAAUAAACACCAGUCAGUGCCCAUACUGUCCAGCAUCCGCGCCAGGAUCUACAGGACAAAGCCUCAUCUGAUUUACUAGGACCAAGAAUGCCAUAAGUCACACCAAACGACCUCAUAGAACUGCAAUCUGCAGAAGAUUAAUUUUUGAAUUACGCCGCGUGUAAUCACCGCAACAAAAAAAGCUUCUUGUGCUUUGUUUGCCUUAAAUUCGCAGGAUUCGUCUGCGUGCGUGGCCAUAGGUCGCGGACGAGAGUGAUUGCGAUUUGAUUUCGCAUCGCUGGCGCUUUCAAAGCGUUGUGUUCAGCCGGAAGUUUCGCUGCUGACCUGCCCGCCUUUCCUUCGACGGCGGCGAGCCGCGGCGAUUUAUGUGCACGCUGACUGUUGACAAGCUCUCGCCGUGCGUCGUGUGUCGCCUGCUAACCAUAUUUCUGCGUCGCAUCUUGUGAGCACCCUCCGUCUUUUUAUUACUGGCGCACGUGGAGAUGCUCUGAACCGGCCUACUGCGAUUUAUUCAAUGUGCACCAGUCGCGUGCGAAACUAAUUGCGUUCUGAUGAUCUUGAAUGGUUUGCAUAAUUUGGAAUAGCAACAUCAAUGGUUUCUGGAAAUGCUGGCUAAAGAGGAUGUUUUAUUAUGGUUUAAAGACUUAGAAAGUUAUAAACGGAUAGAAGUGAUGUACGAGCUGUUAAACAUGUGCAUACCGUUCGAAAUCCGCUUCCUCGGCACCUGCAUCGAGGAGAUCGGCAAGCACACCUAUCAGGAGCUGCGCGGCCCCAGCAUCAUCGCCAACGACCCCGAGCGGCUGGCGAAAGAUGCAGCGCUGCAGGCGGGGCUGGUCGACGAAGGUGCGCGACACCGCGCAGUCAUCUACAUGUCGGUGCUGUCGUCGCGCAAUUGCCUGUGCGCGAACUGGUAUUACAGGACGUUGUUGCGCCCGGCCGAGACGCAGGAGCACGUGGUGAAUGUGUUGUCCGGCAAGGAACAGGACUUUAGUAAUGUUAUCAGUGAAUUGUUGUUGUUCUACACGCUCGGCGUAUAUCAUCCGGCGUUCACGUUCAAUCAGAAGACACACUUUAAGGACGCGUUGGAUGCGCUCAGCAGGCAUUGCGCUGCGACAAACGGCCGGAAUGCAGCUGUUGCAGCUGCGGCAGUGCCUCCUGAGCCUGUGGGACAAGUUCCAGUUGCACGAAACGUAUCUAGUCAUAUUGAAGCUAACCAACCUUUGGUGGUGCCGGUAAAGACUCCGUCGGUGGUGAUGCCUGUGGAAAUCAUCCCGGUGCAACCGCAUGCAAUUCCACAGAGUGUACCGGCAAAGGUACCCAAUUUUUUGUUUCCAAGUGGACCUCCAGAGGCUCGCCCGUUUCCUGCUCAAACAAAUAAACAUACUCCAAGUGCGCCGCCCAGGCGGGAUUGGUCACCGCCUCCAAGCCCUCUGCUGACGCCAAUGGCUCCUCUUCUCGACGCGGUCGCCGCACAGGCUCCUUCGCAUUUAGACUUAAAUUUGGUCCCGGCCGGACCACCACCCAUAUCAUUCGUCCCACCCGUAGAAGUCAUACCAAAAAAUAUUGAAGAAGAGAAUCAUUUCAUAUCAGAAGAAAAACGUGAACUUCCCUGGCCGCCUAACGAACAGAUAGCCAAACAAAAUGGCAUCCGUUUCAUCAAGAAUUUCUACCCCUCUACCCACGAGCAACUCGCUAAUCUCAAGAUUGACCCCGACAAGCCGCCCAUGAUGCUCGGUUCCAAUUCGAACUCUUCCUGCAGUAGUCGAAACCAAUCGCCUACGGAAACACCUUCUGUCACUCCGGCCGUUACGCCACACGGCCCCGGCCGAGGUGCCCCGCCGCCGCCUCAACAACAACCACAGCCACCUCAGCCGCAGCCACCGGACGCCAAACCGCGAGUUAAUGGUUUACCGCUUCAACCGCUGCGGCUUAUCGCGCCGGCGGCUGCCUGCGAUCCGCCGCCGUACAGUACAGUGACUACUUUUACGAACUACCAGCCCACUCAUCCACCCACCAGGUACUACGCCUACCGGCAACCGUUCCCUACGUUUCCAACCCUGCCGCACACGAACGAGCUAUUCUAUAACUAUCCAACCUCCGUGUAUUAUUCCAGCCCUGUCCCACCUCCGCCCCGCAAUCCCACUUGCUGCAACUGUGGCGGGAUGGGCCACACGAGCGUCGAUUGCACGUCGCAGAGCGUCGAGGACAUCACGCUGACGCCGUACACGCUCGAUUUUGAAUCGCCGACGGUGCCGGACAAUCCGCCGGAGAAAUGAUACUUAUAGGAGAUAUUAGGUGAUUGUAAAUGAAUUUAUAUCAAUUAAUUGACUUCUCCGCGGCGGCGGCGGCGUGUGUUGAGCAGCAGUUCCCCGAGGGUGCGAACGGCCGAAUGCGUACCAAAAAAAAAAUGUUGUAAGUUGUGUUAUCCGGUUGAGCGAAUUCACUCAAAGUGAACUAAAUCAUUCAAUUUUGUUUGUUGGUUGUUUUGCGUCGUAAUUUUUAGUCUGCGAAAAUGGUUUGGAAGCGCGCUGUCUUUUACAAUAUCGAAAAUAAUUCCAUGAAAUGUGCUCACUCAAAAUGCACGGAUCAAUUUACUCAGGUCAUUUUCCUAGCCGCGUGAUUUAUUGAGCGUAAAUAAUUCAUAGUUGAUGACUUGGGUAAUUAUCUCUUGCAUAUUCAAAUGCUCAUACGAUUAAUUAUUCCACAUCAAGUUUUUUUUCUCUUUCUUUUGACGUUUUUACAUGUUAGCAAAUCAGGAAUUCAAACAAAACGCGCAAACAUACGAAAGCAAUGUAUUUAAAUAAUUCUUAUCAACUAAUGUGCAUUAUACGAAGUUAUAAAAAGCCAACACGACGUUUUGUGUGUGUAUGUCUAAGUAGCGUCUUCUAUAACCGAGGUGUAAAGCAACAUAUAUUCCAAACCAAAAACUAAAACUAAUCUAUGAUAAAAUGUAAACAGACAAACGGGACUCUCUUUUGUCGCGAAGAACUUGCGAUGCUAAUGAUAAUGUACAUACUCGAUACUAAACUCUGUCUGUCUGUUUGCUUUCUCCGCUUAGUCACGAACUCAAUACUCGAUGUAGAUACAUAACAUUGAGCUGCUAACUUUAAUACAUACAAGAGCAACACGAGCCGGAAGCGAAAUGUAAAUUGUCAGAACGGUCCAGCGCGUCCAGUGUAUUUUUGUGUACUUGUAAAAAAAGUCUAGUUAUUGAUUGUGUUAUUUACAUGCAUAGACCAGUGUGAUGCAGCAGCCGCGGCGAAAGUAAAGCACGAAAACAAUUGAGGCGCCAAAAAUAGGUUUCUUACUUUGACUAAUUUGACUCUAGUCAAUAUUUAUAGUUGUUAAUUAUAAAUUUAUUCUUAUUUUAAGCAUGAUUUCGAUAAAAAAAACAAUAAACUGGAAGGAAGCAGCAUAUUGUUUGCCAUUAUCAAUAAUUUUUUGCACUAUUUAAAUUAUAUUGGCAAUCAGAUAACAAAUUAAUGUUUUAAAUUGUAUUUUUAGCGACACUGUAAUGAAUUAAUAGUAUUUCAGCCAUUUUUUUAAGUGAAAAUGAAAAUUGUAUCCAUUUGAUGUACUUAGGAACGCUGUAGAUGUUUUUUUACACACAUUUUUAAUUACCAUUACCACCAUUUACAGAAUUUUAAGUAGUUUCUUAUUUUAUGAUAAUUUUUAUAACCGAUCAAUCAGUUUUUUAGAGAAUCGAAAUAAAAGAAGAAAGGGAAAAAGUGCAAAAAAUAUGGAAAAGAAAAUGGCGCCGAUGAAGCUCUCGAAAAUUUCAAUGAUUCACUCGUGUGUUUAAAUCUGUAAAUUCACAAGCAACUCUUUGUUAAACAAGCCACAAGAAAACACGCUCGGAGGGCAAAACUCUUUUUGUAAAGCGAAUCGUCUGAUUGCUACCGUAACAUCGCAUGCGGUGAUUGUUUAUCAUUUGUAUUUUGACAGAUUGUGUACAUAAACAAGGUGUAGUUAUAUUUCAUAAUAGUUUAUAAAUAUUAAUUAAAUAUUGAUAUAUUUAUAACAAAUAAUACUACAAUCAGUAUCUGACUGAAAGUUAAACUUAAUAAAUUUUGAGAUUUUCUAACUAAAUCAAA
Dalotia coriaria is the source of this 4459-nucleotide messenger RNA. Its product is annotated as proline-rich protein 36. Bases 971 to 2641 code for a protein of 556 amino acids. The transcript is spliced from 5 exons. The record is from RefSeq and is a predicted model, not a curated record. Gene Ontology annotation, molecular function: nucleic acid binding; zinc ion binding. NCBI's taxonomy places the organism in Eukaryota, Metazoa, Arthropoda, Insecta, Coleoptera, Staphylinidae.